This is a messenger RNA of Adineta steineri, 978 nucleotides long. NCBI's taxonomy places the organism in Eukaryota, Metazoa, Rotifera, Eurotatoria, Adinetida, Adinetidae. The record is from the annotation of a GenBank genome assembly.
AUGAGUGGAACUAAUAUUUUAAUGAAUUGUUCUACACUUGCAAUUCAUAUAUUUUCUAUGGUUAUUUCAUUGAUUAUUCUUGGUCUUAUUGUUUAUCGUUUCCAUUAUAAUAAAUUAUAUCGACGUCAAAUUCAUAUUCAAAUUUCAUCAUCACCUUUCGAUGAUCAAAUUUCAUUAAUACUUAUUGGUAAUACAUAUCUCGUCUUUUCUAUUUACCAUCUAGCAUGGCUUUCAAUUAUUUUUCGUACAUUUAUUGGAGAUUUUUCUCUUUUAAAAGAUCACUUCUAUCUCGGUGAUUCAAAACUUUGUCGAAUACAAGUUGGUAUUAUUUUUUUCUUAACAAGUCAAAUGUAUCAUAGUUUCUUAUUACAAGCAUUAUAUCGUCUUUUUAAAAUUAUUUCCAUGUCAAGAUUAACUCCAAUAAAACUUUUUCAAAUGUCAUUAAAUAAUAUUCCGAUUUAUAUUCUAAUGAUUAUUUUCAGUUGGUUAAUAUCAUUUCUUGUUUUAAUUCCAGCAUAUACAACAUUUCAUGUUUUUUCAUAUUUUCCUCAACAAUAUCAUUGUCUUAUCUCAUUUACACAUAUCAAAGGUUUUAUUUAUUCACUUCUUGUCUGUUAUCUUAUACCAGUAUGUUUAAUAUUAUAUAUUUAUUUUCAUCUUAUUAUGUAUAUUCGUCGAUUACCUAAUUGUGGUAUUUUAUUACAAACAAAACGUGAAAUAACUAUUAUAAAGUUUAUUUUGAAGAUUUGUUUAGUAAUGAGUAUUCUUGGUUUUCCUACACUUUUCUUUUUAUUUCAAUUUAUUAUUACUGGUGAAAUGCAUCCAUUUGCUGAUCGAAUUCAUGAACUAUGUGUAUCUAUAAAUGCACUCGGCUUUACAUUCGGUUUCUCAAUUCUCAAUUCAUUUACUCAACUUUUACCUCCACUGUCAGCUGAUGAGGAUAGUAGUAUGAUAAACUUACGAAGUGUCAUCACUUAA